UUGCCUGGAAGGAAGCUGUUUCGGUCUGGCACAGCUGAAAGGCGGCGGUGUAACCAGUUGCGCUCCGGGUUGCGUGCGGCCUCCAUUGCGCCAGGGGACGGAAUGCAGCGGGUGGUGGUGGUGGAGGUUCUGCUGAAAGCCGGGCUGACCGGCUUGGAGGCCCGGGCCUCAGGCCGCUCUGGGAGGGAGGCCUGCGGGUUCUGCAGGUUGACUAGAGCUGGUCAAAGAAAUAUCUUCACUUGUUCUGCUGUGCUCAAAGAUGAUGAUUCUAAGCCGUGUUCUACGCCUGGACAGCAGAAAGAUUCCGAAGAGAAAAUGUCUGCUACAGCGGGGAAGAAUGACUUAUUGAACCUAAUAGGUAGUAUGAAGGUAGAAGUCAGCUCAAAGAAAAAGUUCCAGGCAUUGAGAACACAGCAACUAAACAAUCAAGCAAAGGUUCAGCCAGAAGGUGUGGAGAGUACAUCCAGCAUGUUUCAGAAAGCGAAUAAAGACAUCAAAAGUGAAUGUAAGAAGACAUUAAAUCCGGCCCUUGUUACAGCAGCUUCAGCAGUUGCAUCUUCUAUGCCGUACAAUAAGAAACUGAUUGAGUCAGAACUGCUUAAACAGCUCAGGAAGCAUGAGAUGGAAACUGAAUCCCAGAAAAAUGGAGAUGCCAGUAACCUUGGUGAUAUCAUUGCGGACAUGAAGAUUGGGAAGCGCCCUGGUGCACGGGCUGCGAUAAGAUCUGUCAGUCAAAUCCGCUUUGAUGACGAUGGGCAAGGAUAUGUUCCUGAUCGAGGCGUCACAAGUGAAUUUAAUGCAAUGAGGAAUAGGAAAGGGCUAUUUACUGGGAAGAAGUUAAACAUUUUUCCUAUACAUGCUGGUGACUCUGAGGAUGUGCCAGAAGCUGUUUCUCUGCCAUCACUAUGGGAUACUGAACUAGCCAAUCAAAUAGCAGCUGCGACAGAACAAUUGCCUCGAAAUGGGUUUGAAGAGAUGAUCCGCUGGACAAAGGAAGGAAAACUCAGGCAGUUUCCUAUUGACAAUGAAGCUGGACUGGAAGCUGAGGAAGGUGUGGAAUUCCAUGAACACAUAUUUCUGGAGAAACAUUUGAAGGGAUUCCCAGAGCAAGGACCAGUACGCCAUUUCAUGGAGCUAGUUGUCAAUGGGUUAUCUAAGAAUCCGUACUUGACAGUACAACAAAAAACUGAACACAUAGAAUGGUUUCGCCAGUAUUUCCAUGAAAAAGAAGACAUUCUGAGGGAAAGUGAAGUAUACAUUAAUUGAAAUUAUUUCUUUAGGGUGAACGUUGUCAUGUGCAAAACAAAUGGUGCACAUUUUUUUUCUUUAAUAUAGUUGUACAGAUAUAAACUAUUGCAUAACUCUGAAUGUGCUGUGAGUUGAUUACCAUAACUCUGUCCCUUCUGGUUACUAUUACUUCCAUUAGAAAAUGUACGUAAAGCGAUAAUGUUCACAUUAUAGAUCUAGUGUUGAAAUUAAGUUGUUUUUUUUUUGGUUUUUUCUUUUGUUUUUAAAAAAAGCUUGAAUUUAUAUGGUAUACCAUAUAACCUUAAACAACAUAGAAUGUUUCACAGCCAGUGAGGUAUCAUUUUGAAAAAUAAACACAAAGAAAAUCAAAUUAUCAAUUGUAUCUGUUUUUUAAAUCACACCAGAUUGCCUUUAAAAUGACUUAUCUAAAAUUUUUUCUUUUUGAAAAUUGAAAGCUUUGAAGCAAAGUAUCUUUGUUUCUUAACCAGAAAAGGCACUUUUAUGUGCCACUCUUAACUGCGAAUGCUAAAUUUUAAAAUAAACGAAUUUUUUCCAUUGUGAACCAUUUUAUGCCGUAGGCCUCCAUUCAAGAUGAUAGGAUGGUCUGGACUGUGGAUUUCUCUGACCAAUUGCCAAAGGUCUGUAGUAGGGUAAUCUUUUCCCCCCUUGUUGGAUAAGGGCAGUGUGAAACCAUUACAUUAAACCCAUUAAUUUCAAAUCAUUUUUGCUAAAUUAUCUUUACAGAAUGUUGUGAUGAGCACCUAUUUAUUAGCACCUACUAUUUUGAACAAAUAAAACUUGUGUGCAGCAGGAGCAGUAAUUUGUACACCAUAAAUGAAUCUUGACAUAUAACUUUACCUGUCAUCGGGCAGUUAUAUUUUAAGUUAAUAUGAAGAAAAUGUAGUAUCAGUAAGCAUUCGAGGGAUUACUAUCUAAUGGAACUAUUGCAUAAAUCAUACAAUACAACUUUGUUUUGCCGUUAUGAUAAUAUACAUAACGUCAGGUUAACACAAUGGAGGAAUUGGAAUCGAAAGAUCUGAUCAGAUUCUUAAUUUUUGAUCACUUAAAAGCAGAUGUUUAAGUAUUGAGUACUCUACUGCCUUGUAGCGAAGACAUUCAGCUCAUAUUUUGUCAUCAGGGUAAAGUUACUUGUUAUGACACUGACAUAUAACUGAAAUUUUAUCACACAGGAAAAUGUUGGUACAAGCGCUAACCUGCCAUUCAAAAUAUACCAUUAUUAUUAUAUCAGUACUAAUUUUACAUGUGUGAAUUUUAGAAAUAAAAGUCCCAGAGAUCAAAUGA
Molecule: messenger RNA, 2550 nt
Organism: Rhincodon typus (whale shark)
Lineage: Eukaryota; Metazoa; Chordata; Chondrichthyes; Orectolobiformes; Rhincodontidae
Gene: mrps31
Product: mitochondrial ribosomal protein S31
Exons: 7
Coding region: 103-1266 (387 amino acids)
Cellular component (GO): mitochondrial small ribosomal subunit
Molecular function (GO): structural constituent of ribosome
Source: RefSeq, a predicted model, not a curated record